AUGGCCUCACUCAUUGAGCAAGUACGAAAACGAUUUUUGGAUGCUAUUCAAUCUGUAAAUCCCCCUGGAAGAUGGAAAGUCUUGGUUGUCGACGACCACUCCAAGCGCCUACUGAGCGCUGUUCUGAAAGACAACGAUGUGCUUCAAGAAAAUGUUACUUUGAUCGAGAGUAUCAAUACUCACCGUGGCGAGCAAUCGCUUGAGGCGAUGUACUUGCUGAUGCCUACCAGUCAAAACGUUGACAGAAUCAUCGAUGAUUUCUCUCAAGGCAGGAAACGAUACGGAGGCGCGCAUCUCUUCUUUAUAGAUGGACUCCCUGAGCCCCUACUCAAUCACCUCGUCAACUCUCCCGCUGAACCUCAUCUCCGCACUCUCCAGGACCUCUAUGUCAACUUUGCAGCUCUCGAACAACGUAUCUUUUCAAUUCGUUCCCCAUCUUUCUUUUUCAGCAUGUACGCUCCUCAUAAAGAGGUUCCAGCCACGACAUUCAACCCAAGACGAGCAGAGGCCGCGCACGUAUCACCUCAGCAAGCUGCUGUCAGCGCCGUGCGUGAGGGAUUGGAUAAUGAUUUGAGGUUUAUGGCCAAGUCUGUGAGUGAUUUCUCGGCUCUUGCUCUUUCUUGGGAGUUGGGUUGUAUAACACCAAUGCACGAACAGAUCGUCAACGUCUGCAUCAUGAUGAACGAGAACCCCCUGAUUCGAUACUAUGUCCCUUCACACCACCCACCCCUUGGCCCCCUAGGUAAUCCCCCUGAACAGCAAUCCGCAGUAGCUCAACCAGAGGGCUCGAGUCGAUGGCGUUCAGCGAUGGCAACUAACAUGCGAGCGUCAUCCGCUGCAUCCGAGAAUGACGAACACAUAUCCAAACGGUUGGCACAAUUUGUACAAAGGGAGAUGGAUGAAUAUCGUAAAGCAAACCAUGACUUCCCAAAAGUCAUACCGGGUGAAACAAACCGACAACGAUCAGUGUUGUUUAUCACAGAUCGUUCGAUGGAUCCAGUUGCGCCUCUUAUGCAUGAAUUUACGUAUCAAGCCAUGGCUACAGACUUGCUUCCUAUCGAAGGGGGCACACGAUACAGGUACAAAUUCGAGAACUCGCGAGGGAUCCGCGAAGAAAAGAUUGCCACUUUGGCUGAGACCGACUUAGUCUGGACUGCUACACGGCAUAUGCACCUUCUCGCUGCCAACGAAAAACUCAAGGCUGAUUUCAACAAGUUUUUGGAAGACAAUGCUGUGUUUCGUGGCGCUGACCAAUCGCUCAAUGGUGUCAAAGAUAUGUUGGCCGGACUCCCUCAAUACCAAGAGACCUGGGAGCAGUUUUCUCUGCAUUUGAAUAUGGCAGGGGAAUGCAACAAAUUAUUUGAUCAGAACAAUCUGUCGGCUGUCGCUGACGUUGAGCAGAAUUGUGCAACUGGUGAAACAGCUGAAGGAAAAGUUCCCAAGAGCGUGGUCGAGGAUUUGGUGCUCUUGUUGGAGAAUAGAAACUUAAGCUCAACGGACAAAGCCCGACUCAUUGGACUCUACAUUAUGUAUCGUGAUGGUGUAUCUGAUGAGGACAAGAGGCGUUUAUACCAACAUGCACGACUAUCAAAUAUGGACCAGGAUGCAGUGAAUGCCUUGACCUAUCUCGGUACACGCAUAGGAGCCGCGGACAGGGAUAUCAAACGCAAGCUGAAACAAAAAGCUGCAGCAAACUACGAGUAUGAUCAAUCAAGGUACCAACCGAUGUUGCAGACUGUUCUAGAGGAUCACUUUUCCGGAAAACUCGAUCAAAGCGUGUUUCCCUACGUUCGGGACGCUCCUCCUGCGGCAGCUCCACUGGGUAGCUCGCUGGGUAGCUUCCGGAGCUCUCCUGCACCCACACCUACUACAGCGGCCCCAACAUCCCUCAGGAGCCAAAAACCUAGUUGGCACAAGGCGCCGCCGCCUGGAGGUCGCAACAAUGCUGAUGCUUUAAAGCAACGGGUCUUUGUAUUUGUGGCCGGUGGCAUGACUUAUUCUGAGAUGAGAACGGCAUACACUAUGAGUGCUCUACAAAAUAAAGAGAUCUUCAUUGGCUCCACCCAUCCAAUGAACCCAGCCCGCUUCAUCUCCGACCUACGAGCUAUCAGCAUGGACGGAGUCGGGAGCGCGGCGAUACCCGACGGACUGCCCAAACCGACAGACCGACAGAUCCCAUAUCAGGAAUACUACGAUCGUCGCCAGAUGCAACCUCCACGGGUUGAACCGCCAAGGGGACCAACUCACCAAGCUUCAUCGAGCUCAUUGGGAAGUGGAGGUGGAGGUGGAGGAGAAAAGCUGAAGAAGGACAAGGAGAAGAAGAAGAGGGGAUUGUUCCAUUUCUAG
Messenger RNA from Rhizoctonia solani, 2346 nucleotides. RefSeq names its product Ras opposite protein. The transcript has 14 exons. Lineage: Eukaryota; Fungi; Basidiomycota; Agaricomycetes; Cantharellales; Ceratobasidiaceae. Gene Ontology annotation, cellular component: secretory granule; plasma membrane. The coding region runs from base 1 to 2346 and encodes 781 amino acids. Gene Ontology annotation, biological process: intracellular protein transport; vesicle-mediated transport. Gene Ontology annotation, molecular function: syntaxin binding. The record is from RefSeq and is a predicted model, not a curated record.